Molecule: messenger RNA, 1152 nt
Organism: Rhodofomes roseus
Lineage: Eukaryota; Fungi; Basidiomycota; Agaricomycetes; Polyporales; Fomitopsidaceae
Exons: 3
Coding region: 164-1039 (291 amino acids)
Source: RefSeq, a predicted model, not a curated record
CGGCCGUCUGGCUCGCUUCUGCCACUCUUCCAUUUGGGGAAACCGUCGCGCUCCCCGUCGAGUCCCGCUUAAGUACGAGACCCGUCCGCGAACAGGAUCGCCGCGAGCCGCUCCCGCAUCCCCGCCAGAGACUGCCUGUGCACACCUCUCUUCUUCGACCACCAUGUCUCCGACCGCACCCAUCGAGGUCCUCAUAACCCGCCCUCCGUCGUCCGAGGCGGUCCCGCCGUACCCUCUCGAUCUCCAGUACACUGCCGAGGCCAACAGGAGCGGCUCCGAGAGCGCCUCGCCUCCUCCCGAUUCUCCCCAGUCCGACUCUUGCGCGCCUGCAUCUUUCGGCCUAAAGUCCCAUGGUCAGCUCUACCAGAGUGGCGGCCCUCCGUUCAACUAUUCUUCGUCUCCUACCGACAGCGAGUUCUUCUCCACCGGCUAUGGCGAUGCGUCACGGCCCCAUGUCCACACGGUGCCCGUCAUCCCGACGCUGCUGCCCAUGUCUGCUCUCACGUCGGAAGCUUCCGCGUCUGCAUCCCCGUCCGAAGGCGAGGGGACAAAGCAACCCGAGGACGACUACCGCGUUUCUCCGUCCAAGCAGCGGGCGGGUCCGUCAAGGACACGCGCAAAGGCCACAACCUCAGCCGGACCCGCGUCCCCGCUUGACAGCAGCGCGCCGUUCGAUCCGGCGCACCCCUACGCUCGUCUAUACACCCGCAAAGAGGGCGCGAAGCGGCGCAAGAUGUGGAACCAUGCCCUUGAGAAGUCACUAUUCACGCCACAGGAAAUCUCGACCAUGGGAGCUCCGCAGCGACGGACCAUCUAUACUGCGAGCCUCGAAGCGCACAUCGACCGCCUUCAUGCGCAGCUGCUGACCCACGCCCUUUUCCCCGUCCCGUUCGAGAAGCUCGACUGUUUCCGUGGUCUAAACACAAAAACAGCCAAGAGUAUGGUGGCUGGUCUUCACCGCGAUGCGGCCGAGCUACGCGUGAAGCGUCUCGAGCUUGAGCGUGCGGUGAGCCUGCUUCUCCUUGCUCUCUGGCGAUAAGGCUGACACGCAUAUAGAUGCAUAGCCUUCGCAGUCAGCUCUACGCUCAGCCGGCUGUUCCACAGGCGUAUCCCCACGCGCAGAUGCACCAUACGGCGAUCGCGAUGCGGCGG